Molecule: messenger RNA, 1107 nt
Organism: Drosophila rhopaloa
Lineage: Eukaryota; Metazoa; Arthropoda; Insecta; Diptera; Drosophilidae
Gene: Vlet
Product: COMM domain-containing protein 10
Exons: 2
Coding region: 183-911 (242 amino acids)
Source: RefSeq, a predicted model, not a curated record
UUGGUACCCUUACCGUUAUUAUUGGUUGGCAGCGAUACCUGGCAACGCCACAAGCUGGAGAUCCGAUAGUUUUUUUGUUAUUUUCAUUGCUUCGGAUAAACAAAGUCAAGAUUUGUUUAUUAUUCCUAAUAGAAAAUUGAUACAGAUCAUUCAACAAAUCCUUAAGUUAAAUAGUUAAGGACAUGAGUAUUAACUGGAUCAAGAUCACCGAAAGAGCCCGUGAAGGCAUAAAAAUCAUCAAUGCCCUGCCCUACGACACCUUCACGACAGUUUUGUGGUACACCCACCGCCAGAUGAGUCCCAGUGGAACGUCUGGAGCGCCGUCCAGUGCCACCAGUACGGUUGGCACCAGUGUGACGACCACUGGGCGGGCGGACAGCAGUGCCGAAGAGAAUCCCACCAGCAGCAGUGAACCGGAGUACACCCUGGAGGAACUGGAGCGACUGGUGGGCGUCCCACGGGCGGACUUCCUACUGCUGAUCAAGACCUUCUCCUACAUUCUGCGACGCAUCUCCACAUUCAUCAUUAAGCCAAGUCUGCUGCAGCGUGAGCUCCGCGAGAAACUCCAGCUGGAAGAUGAGGCCAAGAUCGAUGCCAUAUUGCGUUUGUGGGUGCGCGAGACGACGCCCAUUAUGAACAAUUUGGCCAGCAAGCGAUACGAAUCAAAUGUCAUCGAGGAUGUGGCCUGGAAACUCAAUUUGGAGGUGUCCUCACACUGCCAGCAACGGGAGAAGACGCCACUUGCCGUGCUACAGAUGAAAACGGGUGCCGGCGAGGAUAUCAACAUCGAGAUGACGCAUCCAGAACUACUGGAGCUGUACAAUCAGUUCGAGAACAUUCAGGGCGAGUUGGAUGCCAUGCUAGCCAUGAAGGCUCCAGAUGCGGCAGUGCCAGUUUCUGGCAAUCAGUAGUGAGACCCCAUCGAUCACUUUUAGUGCCAAUUUAGUUGUUAAUCUAAUACCUGUUAAAAAAUAUGGACCUAUAGUAUGCAAUACUAACACGAUAGUAGCCAAAUGUUAAACACGUUUUAAAAUAAAAUUUUGAAUUUGUAAAUUUCCGAUCGUAGCCAAAUGUUAUAAAUAUUAUAAAGAAGAUGUUUCUAAGUUU